AAUUUCUCCACGACGUUCGCCAAUUGGCGAAUAUACUAAGGCAAAAAUAAAUAUUUAUUGGCGAAUUUCAUACUAGAGAUUCGCCAAUUGGCGAAUUUCAUACUAGAGAUUCGCCAAUUGGCGAAUUUCGUGGGGAAUUUCGCCAAUGGUGAAUAUACUGUUGGCGAAAUUCCAGAUUGGCGAACUUACAUAAAGCCAUUUAGAUACGACAUCAACAUUUAUUGGGGAUGAUAAUAAGGUCUAUUCAUCGACAGAACAAGUAUGGAAUGAAGAAAUGAAAACACAUUUUGAUGCUAUCACGCAAAAUACGAAACGUACAAUUGAUUUAACAUUCUCGACCAAUGUUCAUAAUACACCACUAACCGUUGAAAUUUGUUUCGUGAUGAAUUGUACGGAUUCAAGGGAAAGUUCGAUUGAAGCUUGUUAA
Molecule: messenger RNA, 427 nt
Organism: Rotaria sp. Silwood2
Lineage: Eukaryota; Metazoa; Rotifera; Eurotatoria; Philodinida; Philodinidae
Source: the annotation of a GenBank genome assembly